Oncorhynchus keta (chum salmon) is the source of this 1042-nucleotide messenger RNA. Its product is annotated as prominin-1-A-like. The record is from RefSeq and is a predicted model, not a curated record. Gene Ontology annotation, molecular function: cholesterol binding. Gene Ontology annotation, cellular component: cilium; cell surface; microvillus. The transcript is spliced from 8 exons. The coding region runs from base 74 to 535 and encodes 153 amino acids. NCBI's taxonomy places the organism in Eukaryota, Metazoa, Chordata, Actinopteri, Salmoniformes, Salmonidae.
GGGAGCUCUAGAGAAUGCUUUGAAGGGUCAUGCCAGCAGCAUACGACAGAUCCACAAAGAACAGGUCGUCCCUAUGGAGCAGGCCAUGAAAUUUGUCCGAGCGCGGAGCACCCUCAGCCAGAGCAUCCGGCUACUGCAGAGGACAGCUGAGGAACUACCUGUGAAGGUGACUAACGUCCUUAGUGCCAUCGACGAAGCAGAGUACCUCAUCACACACAACGCUUCACGCGUGGUUAAACAGGAGAGAGAUGUCUACAUGCAGAGCCUGGUUGGAUACUUCAGACAGUACACAGACUGGGUCAAAAACUCUCUGACAGGGGAGGUGUCUCAGUGUAAGCCCAUCACUAACCUCAUUGACUCCAUGGAGAUCGUUGCCUGCAGCUUCAUAGUCGACUCAGUGAACACGUUCUGGUUCGGUCUGGGUGGUUGCUGUGUGUUCCUGGUUCCCAGCAUCAUCCUGUCAGUCAAACUGGCCAAGUACUACAGGAGGAUGGAUACGGAGGAUGUGUUUGAAGAGGGCCAAGAAAACUGGUAGAGAAACAAAGGUGGGAAAGAGAACAAAACAACAACAACCCAAGAAGACAGAACUCUGCUGAUCUCCGCCCCACAACAACCUGAUUGGAUAAGGACCUUAGCUGCCAGCCAAUUACAGUAGCCCAAAUGAUGCCCUGUACGUUCCAUCGCCCAAUCACAUCACUAGUUCUGUCUGACGUCACCGUAGUUUCUGAACAUUACACCUGUGUGAACAUGUUGGUGGAUAAUUUCUAUAUAGUUGAUUUGAUAUAUCAGAGUUAUUAUAGACAAGUGUUGUGUUUGUUUCUACUCAGCUGGAACCACUGACUCGUCUCAACGACUUGUACAUUUUAUACGCUUUCAACACCUUUGAAAGUUUUAUAUAUUUUUAAUAUAAUAUGUUAGCAUGUUAGCGGACGCUAGCUACCAAACCAUGUUAGCAUGUUAGCAGACGCUAGAUACAAAACCAUGUUAGCAUGUUAGCAGACACUGGCUACCAAACCAUGUUAGCAUGUUAGCAGACACUAGA